UGAAAGAAGCUGGAAGAGACUUUACCUAUUUUAUUGUGGUGCUUGUUGGAAUUGGUGUUACAGGUGGUUUGUUCUAUGUGAUUUUUAAAGAGCUAUUCUCUUCUUCUAGUCCAAGUAAGAUCUAUGGAGAUGCCUUGGAGAAAUGCAGAUCUCACCCUGAGAUAAUUGGUGUUUUUGGUGAACCUAUUAAAGGUUAUGGGGAGGCAACAAGAAGAGGAAGACGACAGCUUGUCAGUCACAUUGAAUAUGUAAAGGAUGGACUGAAACAUAUGCGUUUGAAGUUCUAUAUUGAGGGCUCUGAACCAGGGAAGCGGGGAACAGUCCAUGUGGAAGUCAAAGAGAAUCCCGAGAGUGGAAGAUUUGAGGUCCGCUACAUAUUUGUGGAUGUUGACACGUAUCCUAGAAGAACCGUUGUCAUAGAAGACAACAGAUAG
Molecule: messenger RNA, 434 nt
Organism: Pelecanus crispus (Dalmatian pelican)
Lineage: Eukaryota; Metazoa; Chordata; Aves; Pelecaniformes; Pelecanidae
Source: RefSeq, a predicted model, not a curated record